Molecule: messenger RNA, 1251 nt
Organism: Venustampulla echinocandica
Lineage: Eukaryota; Fungi; Ascomycota; Leotiomycetes; Helotiales; Pleuroascaceae
Exons: 3
Coding region: 1-1251 (416 amino acids)
Source: RefSeq, a predicted model, not a curated record
AUGAGCUCAACAAGCUUCACUUUUCUAAACGCAACCGGCACGCCGGGGCUAUCUCAGUCGGACGCGAAGCUGAUGCGGGCGCACAUUACCAGGACGAACUUUGCGAACAGACGCCAGCAGCUAACCAAGGCUAGAACAGCAAAGGAAAGGGAGCUGGGACUACUGACACAGGACGUACUCGCUGAUCCUCCGCCAGCAGACUUACUGCUAUCGACGCCACCAAAGGAUCCGUAUCGCUAUGCCCAGUUCCUCUCCAGAUUCUGGUCGUUUGUUUUUCUGGACGGUGGUAACUAUCCUAGCAGCCCCGGUGAAGAAGCCUGGAUUCAGCUUCUGGUUUCUGAGGCAGCCCUUGCUGAGGUUUCCAUGGCCAUAGGCAUACGACACUGGUCGCCGGAUGCAUCAUGUCAAGAGAAAGCCGUGGCUCACUCGUGCAAGGCUGCUAAUAUCAUUAUCCAACACAUCAAGUCUAAAACAGCUCAUGCUAGUGCUAUUCUUGGUGCGGUGCUCAGCAUGGCCAUCGGAGAGCGCCUGGUGCAUAAUGAUCUUGUUUGGAACAUUCACGUUGAUGGCCUGGCCAAUCUAAUCACAGAGAGACGCUCUCAGGGCGAAUAUGAUUUGCCGCCAGUGCUGUGUAAUUUCCUAAUCUUGGAUUCUACCAACGAUGUGUUCAGCUUCCCUUUGGCGUAUCAUAGGAAAAUUAUUGACGCAAUACGCGCUUAUGGCAGCCAGCCUAUCUGUAGCAUAGCUAAUAUGUCCGAUAGCCUCGUCCAGUUACGAAAGUUGAUAGAUACCCAUCGCAAAUCUUCAUCAGGCUCGGACGUUCGGGAAAAAGAAAUCGGAAAAAUCUGGAAUAGCUUGUUAUGCCAAGCUCGAUCCCUUCGAUUCGAUGAUAAUCCAUUCGUCCAAGCCACCUCACGAGCGAUCGAGUUGAUUCUCUAUGUAUCCUGGUGCCCGCAGCUAGAGGCGAAUCUCACACUCCUCGCUAGCGAGCUGAAGGAUGCAUUAUGUCGGCUCCCGGUCAGACCAUGCUUGUUCAUGGAUAUAACUUCAAGUCAAUUGAUGUUGGGGGCCGUUGCGGCAGGUGAAGGCUCACAGAUCAGGGCGUGGUUCGUGGCAAGGUUGAGGAGGGCAGUGCUAGCGUUGCGGUCUCGAGGAUGGGUCCGGCCACUGGAAAUUCUCGAAAAGGGUUUUGUGUCUAACGAUUGGUUAGUGGCCAGUUUCAGGGCCUUAUGGAAGGAGUUGGAUAGCUAG